Calliphora vicina (urban bluebottle blowfly) is the source of this 1972-nucleotide messenger RNA. It is a transcript of the gene imd, whose product is annotated as immune deficiency. Gene Ontology annotation, molecular function: protein binding. The record is from RefSeq and is a predicted model, not a curated record. The transcript is spliced from 2 exons. NCBI's taxonomy places the organism in Eukaryota, Metazoa, Arthropoda, Insecta, Diptera, Calliphoridae. Gene Ontology annotation, biological process: signal transduction. Bases 53 to 769 code for a protein of 238 amino acids.
AGUGAUAUUGUCUAAAUGUUUUGGCAACACUGAACUAGUGAUUGGUAUUUUAAUGUUUUUAAUAAAGAAAAUUUUUAACUCUCCUUCGAAGAAUAGCAAGGAAAAUAAAUGCGCACAAGGUUUUUUAGAAACAGAUGCGCUCCCUGUGGAGGAUACUAAUUCACAUCUAAUACUUGAUAGAAAUACAUCACAACAACCUGAUAUAAGUAACUCUAUUUCCUUUCCGUCAGAAGUUAAUGAUGUCUCAUUUAACUCUGAAAAUAAUACAAUGAACUUAAACAAUGUCAACCAACAAGUGGUGGUUCAGUUUUCAAACAUUAAUGGAUUACAGAUAGGCUCCACCUAUAAUAUAAAUAAAAAUAUUUAUAAACCGGUGAAUAAAUAUGAACAACUUGUAAAAUCUAAAAAUAAAGAAAAACACAAAUUUCCGAAAACAAUUACGAUAGAUGCAAUGAUGAAAUCUCAAGAGGAACCUGAUAGAGAAAUACUAAAUGAAAUAUCAACCCACUUAGGAAGCCAUUAUAAAGACUUCAUGCGCGAGUUAGGAUUUUCUGAAGGACAAAUAUCAGCAAAAACUAUUGAUCAUAAUGUGUACGGAUUAAAAGAGGUUAUUUAUCAACUUUUGUUAGACUGGUUACGGAACGCUGACGGGGAGGGAACUGUUGGAUACCUUGUAACUAAGCUUUGGAAUUCUGGUCAUCGCGAAUGCGUUUAUCGGCUUAAAUCGAUAUGGAAGUCAAAAGUUCGAACGAAUGAUGCCGUCAACUAAACAGCAACGUGUUUUACUUUUAUUAUAUAAUUUUUGUUCGUUCUGUUAAUUAACAGUAGAGUGUAGGACAAAAAUUUUUUAGGAAUACAGUAGUUUUGACUUACGUGCCUUUCACUUAAGAGCAUUUUGCUUAUAAGUGCACAACACUUGUGUUUUGUAUAUUUAUUUAUCAAACUCCAUACAAAUUGGUUAAUUUAAGUGCAUUGUUCAUACCUGCACAUUUAAGAUAAGUGCUUAGGAAGCUAUAAUUGGUUUUCAUGAAAAAAAUUUCAUUUAGCUGCUUAAUAUAAAAUUAAAUCAAAACAAAAUAAGAAAAAUACGAUUUUGAAUAAAAAAUUGUGUUGUAAACUUUUUAAUAAUAUUAAAUUUGUCGUUAUUUUUAAAGGGAAACAUCACAAAACUUCAUGUAAAUUAUUUGCCGUUAGCUGCUUUUUUGGGCAGUAAACUUAAAUGCACUUACCAGCAUCAAGGACCAGUUAAGUUAACUGAUGUUAACUGCACUUUUAAUUUACCUGCACAAAAUAUCGUGCAAAGUUGGUUGUGCAGGUAAGUCAAAAUUACUGUACCACUUAAACAACGAUGGGCAAAAGUUUGCAAAUUAUAAUUAUGUAAUUUCUUGCAGCCAUUUAAUGAAACUUUUUAUUUUGACAAAUUGUACUUUUCUGAUUCUUCCUUCUUCUUCCAUCAAUACGAAUCGUUUGAGUUGUAUUUCUACAUCAGAUUCCCAAAAAAGUAUUCUAAUAAGAAGUGGACGCGCUAAUAUAAAUAUAAUGUUUGAUAUUUUCAGAGUAUAUAACCUAUCGUUGUAACCCUGGAAACAAAUUAGGAAGUAGUAUUAAAAUCACAUGUUCAUUUCAUACCAAGUAUCUUUACUUUUGUUAACACUUUAGUCAGUUAUGAUUUCAAAUAUUUUAGCAGUUAGUUAAAAAGGUGUUAAAAUACUUUUAUAAUUUAUAAGACAUAUUGAAUGAUUUGGUUCUAAAUACAAUCUUUCAUAACAUAUAAUAAUACUUAAAAGUUACAAAAAUUUCAGCAAUUUGAAUCAGGUUGUGUUUCUGCAAUGAUGCUCUGUUUUGCUGGGAAAUUACAAGAUUAUCAGAACGAACGAUUGAGCUAUAAAACAUAUUAUUAUUAUUAACUUCAAACUAUAUCGAUUUAUAUUUUGAAAUUGAAAUUCCUUAAAAUAUACUUUUCAAUACAAAA